AUGUCGAUGCCUGAAAAUACUUAUGUUUCAAUUCCUGUUCAUUUCAAAACUUUGUGGGAAAAUUUUAGAAGAGACCCAUUUUCGGAUCAAUCAAUUGAUUUUGCUCGAUUAAUUGCAGCAUACUAUCUUGACUUCCCUUUACUUAUUCCAAAAAAUCCAGGCUCACUUCCUUCGCUUUAUGAAUGGCCAAAAUCAUUGUCAGACGUUAAUUUGGAUGAAGCCGUGCUGCUGAAGCGAGUUGACAUUGCAAAAACAAUAUCGACUAUAUGCGACGAGCGUGCACCACCGGUGCUUUUGUGGGCUUGUGGUCAUCAUAUUGAGGCUAUUUAUUAUUGCGAUCAAUUUCGUGACCUUAAAUCACAAGCAAUGCUACGCUUCUUAGAGGAACAAUUAUCAGGGCUUCAGCUUCUGCAAAUGUUUUGUGAAGGGCGCAUUGAAAUGGCUUUCAACGAACUUGAUAGCUUAGAAGAGAUAACAGAAUAUGGAAGCAUGCAAAAUAUGCAGUUUUCAUGGGGUAAAUUAGCCGAUUCAUUGCUUCAAAUGGAUGCGAUCGCGGAGACACGGGCGGUGAAUUUGCUAAUCGAUCGAAUAUUGACCAAAAUGUGUAAUAUACACGAGAUGAUGCCUUUAUUUGUGGAUGCUAAUAUAUCACUACCGCGUCCGCCUGUCUACAUGUGUACAACUGUUCUCGGUUUCGGCGAAGAGCAGUAUUGCUAUGUCCGUUUAUGGAUUCUUAUCCAAGCUUACAUACGCUUGCUAUGCGACGCCAACAAUCAAAUGAAACAAGCAACUACGAAGUACUACAACUUACUGAAUGGAGGAGAAGAGAACGAUGACGAUAGUUUAUUAGUUAGAUGGAUGAAGGAAGCUGAUCAGAGUGAUUUUGAACAGUUAAAUCAUUUGUUUGACUAUUUAUCUACUUUUCGUUCGCCAUUUGCGCACAUGAAUGAAUUUUGUCCUGAAAAUAUUACUUGUUGGCGAAAUCAUUUACUCAAAGAAGUGAUACUUCAAGAAGGUAUAAGCAGAAAGGAAAUGCAGCAAGAUCUGCAAAUAAAUGCAGUUAGGACAAAGGUGCCAGAGGGGGUAUUGAUAAGAGCGAAAUAUAUAUCACAUUGUUGGUCCUAUCCGACACAUGUUGCUGACGAAGGGUUGUUAGCAAUGAAUCUGAAGUUACGUCCCUCUGAUUUUGUUUAUGGUACCACCCUGAGCACUCCUGCUUCUUUAUUGGAACGCAUGCCGAGAAUAGAAUUUGCACCAAAGAUAUGCCAUCAUUCAUCGUUUGAUAUCCGAUCUUACACUCAACGUCCUUUCACAAUCACGUCACGUUCUUUCCCAAUGGUCACACGCUAUUUGAAAUGCGAGGAUAGAUCAGAUAUUGACAGAAUGGAUUCUUGGAGGAAACUUGAUAGAGCGAUGCAGAAAGUGAAUGUGAUGAUCGAUGAAGUGGAAAAGGAGCUCCGAAGUACCUCAUCAUAUGUGAAGGCUCUGUUGAAUACUGCUAGCUCAAAGGCAUUCGCUGAAAAUGCAACAAACAAUAAUGUGAGUGAUAGGACGUCAUUCUCUGACUUCAGCAGCUUAUCAAGCCAGAAGUUUGAAACAUCACCCGUCACUGAACAGUGCAAGUUCGUCAAUAAUGACCGUUAUUCACUUGAUUCAAAUCGUGAACCCGAAUAUCAUUCAGAAAUAGAAAAGCUGAAUUUCGAUUUGUUGUCCCCUCAACCUACUAUUCAUAAUGCGGCCGUAGUCAAUACUACGUCACCAAACGCUUUCUUAUCAUCUCCAAUUAUAUCAGAUUCACAACAUUUAGUCAACACCCCAUCACCUCUGCCAGUGUGGCUGAAACUGCUACCGAUUAAACAAAAAAAUUUCCUCCUGUCGCUUACCCCAAUGAUCAACGAGACAAAAAAAAUGAGAGAAGAUGGCGGUGUUCCGGAAAUCCAAUUACUGCAAAUGAAGUUAUUAGAGGUGAUGGACGAGGAAAAACAAUUGCCGUCAAGUAAUUUGAAAUUUGAACUCGUUACAACGAUUGCUUCCACUCGACUAUGUGAUUAA
This is a messenger RNA of Acanthocheilonema viteae, 2052 nucleotides long. The record is from the annotation of a GenBank genome assembly. Lineage: Eukaryota; Metazoa; Nematoda; Chromadorea; Rhabditida; Onchocercidae.